Molecule: messenger RNA, 1310 nt
Organism: Nicrophorus vespilloides
Lineage: Eukaryota; Metazoa; Arthropoda; Insecta; Coleoptera; Silphidae
Gene: Fen1
Product: flap endonuclease 1
Exons: 1
Coding region: 127-1266 (379 amino acids)
Cellular component (GO): nucleus
Molecular function (GO): magnesium ion binding; 5'-3' exonuclease activity; RNA-DNA hybrid ribonuclease activity
Source: RefSeq, a predicted model, not a curated record
GCCAAAAUUCGUGCAAACACAAGUUCCAUUGAGUCAAUAUCAGUCAAUAUAUUUUGAGUACAACAUUGGUUUUGAGUAAUAAAGGUUAUUUAUUUAAAAUUGGUGCAUUAAUAACUUAGAGCCAUCAUGGGAAUUUUGGGGCUCUCCAAACUUGUGGCUGAUAUUGCACCAUACGCAGUAAAGGAAGGUGAAAUCAAAAAUUACUUUGGCAGAAAAAUUGCUAUUGAUGCUUCCAUGUGUUUGUAUCAAUUUCUGAUUGCUGUUAGAAGUGAAGGAGCUCAAUUAACUUCAGUGGAUGGUGAAACAACCUCUCAUCUGAUGGGCACCUUUUACAGAACAAUCAGACUUAUAGAGAAUGGUAUUAAACCAGUAUAUGUGUUUGAUGGUAAACCUCCACAAAUGAAAUCUGGUGAACUUAAUAAAAGAAAGGAAAAAAGAGAUGAGGCUCAGAAGGCAUUGGACAAGGCAACGGAAGCAGGUGAUCAAGCUGACAUUGAUAAAUUUAAUAGGCGUUUGGUUAAAGUAACGAAGCAACAUGCGGAGGACUGCAAGAGUCUUUUGACCUUAAUGGGAGUACCAUUCAUUGAAGCACCAUGUGAAGCAGAAGCUCAGUGUGCUGCUAUGGUCAAGUCUGGAAAAGUGUUUGGAACAGCAACUGAGGAUAUGGAUGCUUUAACUUUUGGAUCAUCUGUAUUGCUGAGACACAUGACAUUCAGUGAAGCAAGAAAAAUGCCGAUUCAAGAGUUCCACUUGGAUAAAGUCUUGCAGGGAAUGGACUUGACUCAAAAAGAAUUUAUAGAUCUGUGCAUUUUGCUAGGCUGCGAUUACACAGACAGUAUUAGAGGAAUUGGACCUAAAAGGGCAAUUGAUUUGAUAAAACAACAUAAAAGUAUUGAAGAGAUUCUGAAGAACAUUGAUACCAAAAAGUAUGUUCCACCAGCGGAUUGGAAUUUUGAGGGGGCAAGGCAACUAUUUGUAGAACCAGAGAUUAUGGACCCAGAGAAAAUAGAUCUGAAAUGGAGUGAUCCAGAUGAAGAGGGUUUGGUGAAAUACUUGUGUGGAGAUAAACAGUUCAAUGAAGAGAGGAUAAGGAAUGGUGCCAAGAAAUUGUUAAAAGCUAGAGGAGUCACAACACAGGGCCGUUUAGAUGGAUUCUUCACUGUUCUAGGUACGACUCCCGCAAAAAGGAAGGCUGAAAACAAGAAAAAUACGCCAAAUAAGAGGGGAAAAGUUGGUACAGGAAGAGGUAGAGGAAGAGCAAAAUAAGAACCAUUUGAUUUUAUUUAAAACCUUGAUAUUAAUCUAUAAUU